This is a messenger RNA of Nicotiana attenuata, 1565 nucleotides long. RefSeq lists its product as uncharacterized. The transcript is spliced from 2 exons. The record is from RefSeq and is a predicted model, not a curated record. Lineage: Eukaryota; Viridiplantae; Streptophyta; Magnoliopsida; Solanales; Solanaceae. The coding region runs from base 667 to 1059 and encodes 130 amino acids.
AGUCUGCGUACAAUAGACCCUUGUGGUCCGGUCCUUCCCUGGACCCCGCGUAUAGCGGGAGCUUAGUGCACCGGGUUGCCCUUUUUACUUUGAAGGGACGUGGUUUCAAGUUUUGCAGCAAAUUGCUUUCUCUAUUUCCAUCUCUAGAGGUUACUGGUUUAGCUCGUGCAUUUAUUUUAGGUAUAGCUUAACAAGUUUUACUCUUCUUCUUCGUAACAAGAAAUGAAAGUUAUGUGUUCCUGUGGAAUUUGCUUGACAUUUGCUGGUUCUGAUUUAACGGGAAUUCAAUCAUUUUUCCCCAAGGUCAGCUAACUCUAAUUUUUCUUUAGUGUUACCUAUGCUAGUUGCCUUUUCACUUUAACCCUUGACCCUCUAUGUCAUUUCCUUGGUUCAACUGCUUGUCUUUCUAUUUGACUGAGUAGGCGGGUAAACAAUAUGAACUUCCUGUGAUUGAUUUAUCUGGCUCAGUGGCAGGAUAGAGUUGGGGCUAUACUUGCAAUUCUUGUCAAGGCUUCUUUUCUGUAUACUCUCUCACAAUACAAUCUCUUUGCCUUUUUACUUCAUUGUACAAAAUAGCGAAAAUAAUUACAACUGCAGAAGUCAACUUUAAUUUUGAGUUCUGCUGUACAGACUUUGUUAUUUGAAAUACCAUUAUCAACUGGGAAGAUGGAGAUGGGCUCUGGAGAAGAGCGCGCUCACUGGAGCGUCUUUGAUAAGGUUAAGACUAUUCCUGCUACACCUGAAGCACUAAUGGCUCAGAUAAACAGUGCCAUAUCUGCCCUUGAGUAUGCUCGUGCUGCAGCUUUGUUGCAGUCCCCAUGUUCUCCAAUCUCCAACAAGAAGAAUUUAUCAAGAAGUGCGAAUCCAGCAUAUGAUGCUCGAGGGGCAGAUGAAGCUUAUAGGGCAGGUUUAGCUGCCAUGGCUGCUGGGAAGCCUGGAAAAGCUGUUGAUUCUUUGAAUGUUGCCCUUUCCAAAUGCCCCCCCGAGAAGACUUGUGCUGUUGCUAAGAUUCAAUCGCUUAUCUCAGUUAUAUCCAAACCUCAGAAGUCUUCCAAAUGAUCUGUUGCCACCUCUUCCAUCUAACUUUUGGCGUCACUCGUCAUUGGUUGGUCCAGUAUGUUGGCCCCUGGAAGCUGUGGCAAAAGUAGGAGAUGGUGGGUUGAUUGGUCCAGUAUGUUGGCCCCUGGAAGCUGUGGCAAAAGUAGGAGAUGGUGGGUUGAUUGGUCCAGUAUGUUGGCCCCUGGAAGCUGUGCCAAAAGUAGGAGAUGGUGGGUUGUUUGGUCCAGUUGUUUCCUCCUCUACUGCUUUAUUGUACUUGAUUGCAUCUCCUGCACAUGAGAAUUCUGAACAAGUCACACCCUAUGCUUAGCUACUGUCUGCUCAUUGGUUUUGGAAUGGGCAUCAAAACGCUGGAGUAUGAGACCACCUAUCCAUUUUUUCUUGUGAAGAUUCAGUAGCAUCUUCUCUUCAACUUCAUUCUUUCUGUAAUUUAUGGCAAUUGAGUAAUAGUGUUUGGUUACCCUAAAAAUUGGAUAACAAUUAAACUUACAAUAUGGUUUUAAGGA